GGUACAAUAUUACAAUUUACAAUUUUACGCACAAGCACAAACACAUUAAAUAUUAAUACAUUGAUAAUAUAUUACAUACUACAUAGGUAGUAGGUACACUGUACUACGCUGAUGGAGAUUAGUCUAAUUUAGUUUUUUAUAUUUUAAUUUACUAAACUACUCGGUACUCAUUAACUUUAUAAAAAAUGUUGAAUUAAAGAGAGACAAAAAAGGCUAGAAAAUGGAUGAAGACUUAAAACAACUCAAAUCAGUGCUGAGAUCCUUAGUGGUCUCUAGCCCCACUCAAGUAGACGUUCGGUCACUGUUGCGUGAUUAUCGGAACAUGGUUGGCAAGCAAAUACCUCUUGCUAAGUAUGGCUACAAAGAUCCCAUCAUCUUCCUCAAGGAACGAUUUAGUGACUGUUUCUUGUUUCAGGGUUCUGCUGCAAACCCUGAACUGACAUUAAUUGUUCCGGAUGCAUUAAAGCACAUUGAUAAGUUUGUACAGAAACAAAAGUCCAAUCCAACAGUUAAAUUUAAGGGCAAAAGAAGAAGUGUGCCAGAAUCUGCAGUCAAACCAAUUGAAUCAAAUUUAAUUGUCAAGAGUUUUCAAUCUAAAAAUGUACAAAGAAAGCAACAAAAUAUGCCAAGUAACGAAACCACAAAUGAAGAAAUUAAAAAAUAUCAUCCUCCACCAACACAGAAUCCUCCACAGACUGAUAGAACUGAUGAUACAAAACAAACAAUUGAUAAUGGGAAUUGUUCACAAAGUGUUUUGCAGAACUUCCUCAAAAAGAGAACAGCACUUUACAGCUCCCACUAUGCAAUUAGUGAGGAGUCUUCCAAUAAUAAAGAAUCUCUUAAAGAUGGUGAUGAUUCAGGAAGACAGACAUCAUCAUCUUCAAGUAGCAGUAAGAAGACUCAGCUGGAAGAUUUGAAACGAGAAAUCAGAGAUAUAGUACUUGGUCAUCCGGAUGGUGUUUGGUGCACUGACAUUUUAAGACUCUACAGAGAGCGGUACGGGUGUGAGUUGAACUUUUCACGCUUCGGCUUCACGAGCGUGCUGAGCGUGGCGUGCGAGCUGGCGGACAUCAGCGUGUCGCGCCAGCCAGCCGGCGACUGGCUGCUGAGGGACGCGCGCGCCGGCCCCGCGCCGCUGCCCGUCAACUGCGCGCACGCGCCCCGCGCCCCCCGCCCCGCCGCGCCCUGUGCGACGCCCGACCCCGACGACGCGCUGCCCGGUGUCGCCUUCGAGGCGGACGUGUUCCCCGAGGACUGCAUGCACUUCCUGGAGAGCAUCCCGUCGGCAUCGCUGGUGGACAUCGUGCCCGGCACCAUGUUGGAGGUGGCCGUUGCCGAGGUGUACUCGCCCUCGCACUUCUGGCUACUGCGGCUGGGCGAGCGACACAACAUCGCCAUGGAGAACAUUAUGGACGAAAUGAACGAGUACUACACUCACGGCGAGGGCAAGAAUCGUACGCUGGCGCUGGGCGCGGUGCGCGUGGGCCACUACUGUACCAGCCGCUACGAGGGCGACUGGCACCGCUCACUCAUAGUCAAGAUCAUAGACAGCGACACCGUCAAAGUGCGGCACGUGGACUACGGCACGGUGGACCGGUGUGACGUGAGCGAGCUGCGCGCGCUACGGCGCCAGUGGGCGUGGCUCGAGGCGCAGGCGCUGCGGGCGCGCCUGGCCGGGGCGCGGCCCCCCGCCGCCGGCCGGCGCUGGCCCCGCCCCGCCGCGCACCACUUCCUGCGCCUCGUGCGCGACCGCCGCCUCGUGGCCAACGUGGUGGCCGUGGACGAGCGCGACGGCGCGCUGGAGGUGCUGCUCAUCGACACGGCCACGCGCGAGGACCGCUGCGUGAGCGCCGAGCUGGUGCGCGCCGGCCACGCGGACGCGCGCGCCGACUCCGCGCUGGGGACGUCGGAGUGUUACCUGUACCCUCGGUUCGAGGCGCUGGAGAACGGGGACACGCCCAACUUCGCCGAGAUACAUGCCUACCUGCGCGACGGCAUCGCGCUCGAGUUCGUCGACGACUACCGCCGACACGUGCCGCCCUGCCUCCCCUCCCCGCCGCCGACGAGCCUCCCCUCCCUGCCAUCGACGAGCCUCCGCUCCCCGCCGCCGACGAGCUUCCAUUCCCCGCCGCCGACGAGCCUCCCCUCCCUGCCGCCGACGAGCCUCCCCUCGCUGCCGCCGACGAGCCUCCCCCCCCUGCCUCUGCCGUGUCCGCCCGCGGCGCACCCCCCUCCCCCCCCGGCCGCGAGCUCGGUGUCGCUGUCGGCGGCGGAGUGCGAGAUGUUCACGCUGCUCAGCUGCGUGAACCCGGGCGCCGCGCACCAGUACAUGCUGCAGGCGGUGUCGCGGGCGAUAAUGGCGCGGUCAUGUCUCAACCCGCACGCGAAGGAGUUCCGGAUGGUGUCGGCGGAGACGCAAACCGGCGACACGAUUAGACCUCCGCCUGGCUUCGAGAAAUACUAAUCUAUUGACUUAUCCUUUCAAGAGGCUUAUAUACAAGUUUCGGUUAAAUCGUCGCGGAGAUUCGUAUCGGACCUUUGGGUCGAAAAACAUUGAAAACCGUUCUAAACUUCUAACUUUGAUUUGAAGUUAACAUGUGCCUGAGUGAGGUGCCUGUUUGUGGUCAAUGGCAGCUUGCCUGUAAUAAUACUACCUCAACCAGUUCCAUAGUAUUAAUAUAAUAUAUUAACAUAUUUUGGUGUUCUAUUUAAAAUAUAUUGAUUAGGAUGAAGAUAUCUCAGCUUAUGUGUCAUAUAAUGUAGUCGUUGAUUGACUCGGUCGCGUGCGGCGCUGGAGACGCCGCGGUGACAUUUCAGUGUGACAUUGUCGUUUGUAAAUGAAAUGUUUAGAAAUAAGCUUAAAUGGUAGUUUUUACUUUCGUUUGGAUUUUUCCCUUCAAGAAGUUUUUUUACAUUUUUCUUUGUUUAUAUAUAGUAAAUUUUAUUUGUUUGUUAAUAGAAGAUUAUUAUUCGAUUUGUAAUAAUUUUAACAUUGUGUAAAAAAUCGUUUAAAAUUAUUCUAUACUACUAAAAAUAAUGUUAUUACACAUUACAUGAAGCUGAUUUCAUUUUUAGAUAUAAAUAUUGACAUUUUUUAGCAUUAGCCAUAACCGAAUAUUGUUUCGAAGUUUCAACUUUAUUGUUUAUUGAUAUUAUUCAAUCUUAAUAAAGUUUUUCGUUUACAUACACAUUUUGUUAUAAUGACAAAAAUAUUUUGCAAUUGAAAAAUAGUAUUUUAAUUAACAUACAAUAUGUGUACAAUUUAUUUGAUGCUUUUUAUAUUACCUUGUGAAAGCUCUGCACGAACUAUGAAUAUAUUAUUAUGCCUAAUAUAUACUGACGAUAACAAAGAAGUCAUUCUGUGAUACUAGGGUCAAGUGUUGGUUUGCGAAAUCAUUGUUACACAUUUUGUGAAUUUUGGAAUAUAAA
Molecule: messenger RNA, 3429 nt
Organism: Nymphalis io (European peacock)
Lineage: Eukaryota; Metazoa; Arthropoda; Insecta; Lepidoptera; Nymphalidae
Gene: tej
Exons: 11
Coding region: 221-2464 (747 amino acids)
Source: RefSeq, a predicted model, not a curated record